AUGCUCGUCAGCCCAUUGACAUUCUACGAUACACAGAUGAGAGGCGGCAUGAAUGAGAGAUUGGCUAUUCUUUCGUCGUUGAAUGGCAGGAAGAGAGCGCAGCUGAGUAGUUGCUGCGACGACAGCCUUUGCAUGACGCCUAGCAUGAGUUCAGUUUUGACUCAGAUAAAGAGACACAGCGCAUGUUCCGGUGCCAGUAUGGAAACGAGGCUGGAUGAGGACGUAAACCCUUUCCAGUUUGAUCACUGGCUGUCGCGUAUGAAGAGGGCGGACUCCGAGGAAAGUGAAACGACCACGAUGACCUCUUCCUCGAGUUCGGUCGAUUCACAUCCACUUCUUGGUGAUGACUGGCCCGCGGUGCGGGAGCCUGCUGUGCCGGUCAUGAAAGCGUUCAAUCUGGCCGAUUUGGAUUUCACCAGUCAGUACGAGGCAUCGGAUCUGGUUCAGCUAUUGCCUCCUGUUUAUGACAGACGACAGGAGCGAAAGAAAAGGCGGGAACGUAUGCAGGAACGUAUGCAGGAACAAAUGCAGGAGCAGAUGCAAGAUCAGGUAAUACCCAAAUACAAUAAACCUAUGAUCUACGAAUGCGAUAAGGUUGAGUUGGAGCAUUGGCCGCUGUCUAAGGAGCCGACAAGACAACCCGAACUAUCUUCUAACCUGGUUCUGGCAGAUAAACGAUCGAGGCAGCAGACUCUAAAUCCAAAUUUUUUGAAAUUGUACUCCAUAGAAAUGUCGAGUAAAGCCAAGAAACUUUUGCCUGACAUAAAUGUCGACGAUAGCAUUUUAAAUCAUUUGACCAUUGAGGAGAUUAAAGGUCUUGACAUACACUCCAACGACGAGCCGCUUUCCCCAAGUGAUAUAAAGUUGGCUCUCAUAACAAGAAAAAAAUUGUGGUCCAAUAUGACGCAUUUACAAAGACAGGAUCUCUACGGAGAGGCAUCACCUUGGAAUUUGAGAUUUGUCAUAAAAGAACAUCAACAUACAGAUGGGAAGGAAAGCUCUUUGGUACGAGUGAAAUCAGAUGUGAAACCAUGGGUGGGUGACAGCAGUCUUUUGAAAAACAACACAAUGCUCAAGCCAUGCGGUAAAAUCAAGCUUGGUUCGAAUCCAUCAGCAGCAGAAAUUCAAUACGUCGUAAAGGGUUGGUGUGACAGCAGAUUUAUCUCGUGA
Zygotorulaspora mrakii is the source of this 1170-nucleotide messenger RNA. RefSeq names its product Gis3p (gene GIS3). The record is from RefSeq and is a predicted model, not a curated record. The transcript has a single exon. Lineage: Eukaryota; Fungi; Ascomycota; Saccharomycetes; Saccharomycetales; Saccharomycetaceae. The coding region runs from base 1 to 1170 and encodes 389 amino acids.